This is a messenger RNA of Protopterus annectens (West African lungfish), 1440 nucleotides long. RefSeq names its product 3-oxoacyl-[acyl-carrier-protein] reductase FabG-like. Bases 182 to 985 code for a protein of 267 amino acids. The transcript has 8 exons. The record is from RefSeq and is a predicted model, not a curated record. Lineage: Eukaryota; Metazoa; Chordata; Ceratodontiformes; Protopteridae.
AGUAAAAUGUUUGCAUAGUUAAGUGACUUGACAGUAUACAGAAUAGAUAACGGAGUUGCAUCAUUAUACAUUUCCAGUUACAUUGUCCCUCUGCCAAAGACGGAUGUAUUUUGUCAUGAGCCAAUAAGAUUUUAAAGACACUGCAAACACAGCCGUCACUGUCCUUCUGGCUUCAGAAACCAUGUCAGCAAAUGCUCAGCAAGCCUGCAAGGUGUUUUCCUUAUGUGGGAAGGUGGCACUAAUUACUGGUGCCAGUUCGGGAAUAGGAGCUGCAACCAGUAUCCUGUUUGCCAGACUUGGAUCUAAGGUGGCAAUAAAUGGACGAAAUUUGGAAAGACUGAAAGAAACAGCAAGGCAGUGUGAUGAAGUCCAAAGCACCAAGGCCUUCCUAGUGCCUGGUGACGUAACAGAUGAAGCAGUUGCUAUGGAUAUAGUAAAGAACACUGUUACCAAGUUUGGGCAACUAGACGUUUUGAUCAACAAUGCUGGAAUACCUGGACCUGGAACGAUUGAAAAUACCACACUGGAGCAGUUUGAUAAAGUCAUGAACACUAAUAUGAGAGCGGUAUACCAUCUUACCAUGCUGGCAGUACCCCACCUAAUUAAAUCCAAAGGCUGCAUCGUAAACAUAUCUAGCAUUUGUGGAAUACAUUCGCUACCUAAUUACUUGGCUUACAGCUUGUCCAAGGUAGCACUGGAACAUUUUACAAAAUGUGUGUCCAUAGAACUGGCAUCAAAACAAGUGAGAGUAAAUGCUGUGCGUCCUGGAUUGAUUGAUACUAAUAUUUUUGAAGCAGCAGGUAUGAGUCAGGAGAAACGUGCCAAGUUUAUAGAACACAGUAAGACGACUCAUGCACUGGGAAGGAUAGGAACACCAGAUGAAGUCGCUCAAGCUGUCGCCUUCUUGGCCUCUGAUGCAGCGUCGUUUACUACUGGGAUCUCCCUCUCUGUGGAUGGGGGGAGACAUGCAAUGGCUCCAGUCUAAAAGCUAAAAGAAAACCAAGAAACCUUUCAUAUCUAAUCUGUAGUACAACAAGAAAUGUGUAUGAAGUGCAUUCUCUAGCUAUAGUUAACUAUUGAUAGUUGUCUAAAUGUGCUCUGUAAAAUCAGCCUUUUACUGCACUAAGAAAUAAAACCUUGCAGGAAUCAAAUUACAUAACUAGGAACUAGGCCACUUCAGUCACAUGACUAAAUAUGGUAACAAAUUCCUUGGAUGGGUUUAGCCUGCAUUUCACAUUACUUUAAUAAUGUUUUCUUUAAUUGUUUCUUAAAUAGCAUGACUCAUUACAUUUAACACUGCAGUAGAAUCAGAGCAGUUCUUGCUAAAGAUAAUGAAUUCAUUCAUCAAUUAUAGGAAGAAAGGGUAAGUUAGUUGACCAUGUCCACAUUUAUGUGCCUGUUCUGAUUUCAUCUAUUCACAUAAAAUAAGCAUUCUCUUCA